Molecule: messenger RNA, 3206 nt
Organism: Paramisgurnus dabryanus
Lineage: Eukaryota; Metazoa; Chordata; Actinopteri; Cypriniformes; Cobitidae
Source: RefSeq, a predicted model, not a curated record
UUGAACUGACGUCACACAGUGUAACACGCGAGUUAGCAAGCUACAGUAUAACAUUCGAAUCGCAUUUACUGAAGAUUUAAUUAUAGUAACCUCAGCGAUUUUAAGGAAUAUUUGAACUUCUUUGAAGAGUCUCAGAAGCUCACCGCUGUUUAGCAAAAGCCUGCAGCCAUUUGAUCGUGCUAACCAACUGCUACCCUACCACAAGGCAAAAUAAAGUCUAAAUGACAUGGAAAACUACAGAAAAGCACGCACUGUGGAGCAACCGUGCCCGUGUCCGUUUCCUAACCUUCCCAGCGACACACCAGAAAUUAGGGUAAAAGAUGGCAGCAAAAUCCGCAACCUGAUGAGGUUUGCCUUGAGCCGUAUGGAGGGUAAGACAGCCUCAGCAGAACAGGUAGGCACCCAAGAAGGUUCAGAGGUGACGACCGGGUCGGAGGAGAAGCUGUGCCGGCAGAUCGUGUUCACGGGUACGGGCCCCAGCGUGGCUAAAGCCAUCACGUGCGUGGAGAUCAUGAAACGUCGCGUGCACGGCCUACAUCAGAUUACCACGCUGCUCUAUCGAACCAUCCAAGAGGUCUGGGAACCUUUGGUGUCUGAUGCAGGGCUGGACAGUCUCACGGUCAGUAGGAAUGUGCCUAGUAUAUGGGUACUGCUCUCCAGAGACUCACUUGACAGCAACCAACCAGGUUACCAAGCACCAGGUUCCUUCGAUGCCCUGUGGGCACAGGCUCUCAAAGAGGAAGCAGGCACUCAGAGACAUGGCCAACGGAAAAGAAAGGGAGGAACGGGGACUGGUAGAGGAAAGGGUAUGCGCAAGCUCCAGGGGCGAACGGGAGAGACACGUAAACCUCCAGGUCAUUCAGGAGGUGGGCGUGAAUGAAUGUUGCAUACUUCAUACUGACUCAAACGUGUGCUCAUGUCCUGUUAUGCAGUUAUAUGCAUAUAUGUUUUUCAUAAAGGAUGGUGUUUUCUCCUUUUGUUUGGAAAAACUAGUAAGCUGAUUAUAGAAAAAUGUUGCAAGCAUGUAUUUUUGUUAAAAUAUUUUAUUGCAGGCAGAAGGAGAAAGGCUUUUAUGUUGUCCAGCAAACAUGCUUUAAACAAAGCAUUUUUGGGUUAUUCCAUAGGUUUUUCUUUUUGAUUUAUGAUACCAAGUUAGACACCAGAGUUUUUUUCAACGACCGUACCCCUUAUCUGAAGGUGUGGCCAAAGUGACACAUUAUCGUACAUGUAAGAGUUAACAAACCACAUAUCUUCUUUUAUAUUGUGCAUACUUGUUUAGUAGAUUAAGAAAAUGUGUGCAAAAACUGGGUUGUUUUGAACCAAUUGAAGGGACAAACCCAACCAUAGGGUUAGUGUAAAAUUUUAGUAUAUCUGUAAUGAAAGUAAGUAAUUGAUCUUGAUUUGUCACUGAUCCCACCUUCAUUUUAUGCAAAGGAUAAGGAAAGUUCAUCUAUUUUGAAUGUCAAAUGUUUGUGCAAAAUAUAAACAUUAUUUUGAUUAAAAGGGGGAGGGCUGUGUAUUUUCCUUAUUUUAAUGGCACGACUCAAAGCUUGAGUCAUGUGCAUUAAGAGCUGUUUAUCAUUAAUAGUUCAUUUGAAAUUAAUUUAUACUGUUUGGUUAUAAUUUGGGCCAUUCCAGCAUUGGUGAAAUGUUUAUAGUCAAAGCUAGACUUGAAUUUCAGGAUGUUUCAAUAUUUAUGAAAGAAAUUAAAUUACAAACACGUUGAAAAAAGAACAUAAUGGAUUAAUAUGGCCAAAAAUUGGACAGUUCUAGUGACUUAUUUUGAGUAAAUAAAGUGUGGCUUCCUGUACAGUGCUGUUGAAUGUACGUCACAGUAACAUUUGUUUGCGUGUUCUUUGGGAAUUGAACAUGGGAGGACACUAUGAAACUUGUUGAUUCUAACAUACUGAUUUCUCCUGGAUGUUAUGCAAAUUCACAUGGAGAGAGGAAAAAGACAUUUUGAAUGUCAAAUAUCCUGAAUGAUCAGAGAAUACAUUGCUAAAUUUCUCCAGAUAGAGGAAGAGCUUUGACCAAGAUUAAGUAGAUACACAGCAGUUUCACCAAUCACAUAAGGAGCUGUUUCAGAAAAAUUGGCAGUCAUGUUGGCUGUUCUGUUGACCAUUUUCAUGUUUAGCCAAGGGCUUUCAAUGGACAAUUGUGGGACAAAUUUCAUCACAGCAUUCCCAGAGAACAUCGCAUAUUAUUUUCAAAACAACCAUAACUAUCUCAAAAUCACUACCCUCUACCCGGACACUGACGUCAGCAUCAUCUAUAUGGGUAAUGGCUUCAACAAUACUACAAGCAUCAGCACUGCUGGGGUCACUUGGACCUUCAACUUUCCUAAAGAAGUUGAAGAAUACCAGCUUAUAUCAUCCAAUAAAUCCAUUAUAAUCCGCAGUAAUAACAACAUCACAGUGCUUUCCAUGACAGGAUGGCAAGGAAGGCUUCAAUCUCAUGUCGUCCAGCCUGAACAAAACCUCAGGACAGUGUAUACUAUCCCAAAUCUGAAUUACGCUAGCAUAAUGGCAAAAUUCGGCCUUUCAGUCUCCUCGGAGGUAAGGUACAAUUCGUUUAGGCUGCUCAUCAUCAACGCAGUGAACGCAACUAAUACAGUCAGCAUUAAAAAGCUAGGAACGGGAGAUCGGGUUACGCAAACGCUUAAUCCGUACUUCCUUUAUCAGCUGCAGAUUAACAAUACGGUUAUAGAAGUGAGUGGGACAGACAAAAUAGCCGUGAUAUUGACACAUCCUUGCUUUGAGUCCAAAAACUGUUCCUGCAACAUGGUGAUGAACCAACUUCGCCCCGUAAUGCAGAACGGAGCGGUUGAACGUUUUCCCAUAACCAUGAGCUCUACUGAAGUCAAGCAGCUCUUCCUGACAACAAGCCAAAGUGUAGAAGUUGCUGUAGGUGAUCUACAGGCUGGCAGUGGCACUCAGGUGCCAUCUUCCACAGACAUCCUGCACUUACUGAAUGGUGUCAAUAAUGCACCCCAAUUAAUUACAACAUCCAUUCCGAUUUCCCUCAGAUUAAUCAGCCCAGGAAUCAUUUUAGACCUCAUUCCAGUAAGCAUGUUUUCUGGCUGCUUCUUGGUACAUUUUUAUUCCCCAAACACUGGUGCCGUCAUCGUCGCAGAGACAUCCAGCACUGCUUCUGUGAAGAUGAAUGCUGCACCUUUGCCUUCAGCACCUACAUGGAAUGUAAUAAGU